This is a messenger RNA of Spinacia oleracea (spinach), 2407 nucleotides long. RefSeq lists its product as uncharacterized. NCBI's taxonomy places the organism in Eukaryota, Viridiplantae, Streptophyta, Magnoliopsida, Caryophyllales, Amaranthaceae. The transcript has 8 exons. The coding region runs from base 145 to 1161 and encodes 338 amino acids. The record is from RefSeq and is a predicted model, not a curated record.
ACUUGUUUAAGCUUAGUUCGUAACCUCGGGGGUUUUGUUCGAACUUGUGAUCUUCUGCUGAGAACGAUUGUUGCUGAGAUUUGUUCGAGAGGAGACCGAUUUCUGCUUACUGGUCUUGUUCCGUUGUUUUCAGGAGUUGAUUUGAUGGCUUCUAGCUCAAGAAAUUUGCCCGAAGGAGAAAGAACAAUCAAUCUAGACACUCAAUCAUUAUUAUCGCAACUAGACUCUACCACUCAACAACCUAAGAAAAAAAGACAAGGUCCUUUUCGAGGUCCAAGUAGAGCACUUAAAUAUAAAAAACUGAGAAGUACCGAACCAGGAAAGGUUAAGGUUCAUAUUCCAUCCUCAUUGGGAGCUGCUGUGGGUAAGAAUGCAAACCAAUUUGUGGGUGAAUGUGCUGAUUGGGUGAAGGAAAUAUGCCCUCUUAAUGUUCAAAGCUGGAAUGAUAUGCCUGAAGACGCAAUAGAUCGGUUGUAUAGUAGGAUUCAUGCAAAGUUUGACUUCGGUGAAGGUGCACACAUUCCAAAAGCGAUACACAUUCAGUGCUCUAACCUUUAUAGGCAUUGGAGAGAAAGGUUGAAGGCUGACCAUUUUACAAAGUGCAAAACUUUGAAAGAAGCAGAACGUGCUUGUCCAGCAACUAUAGACCUUACCCAAUGGAGGUGGCUUAUAUAUAAUUAUUGGGGCAAUCCUAAACAGAGGGAAAAGAGUGAAAAGAAUCGGGCGAAUGCUCUUUCAAAGAAGAUCAAGUCCGCAUGUGGUGCCAAAUCAACCGCUAGGAUAAUUUAUGAAUUGGAACUUGAGGCAGAAAAUGAGCAGGAGGUCAAUGAAGAUGAGCAGGAGGUCAAUGAAACUAAUGGUGAUCCUAUAUAUUUGAAGCUAUGGGAAAAGUCAAAGAGGCAUAAAAAUGGGAAGUUUGACGAUGAGGCCGAAAUCAAGUACAAGGCAUUUAAAGAGUUACAUGAAAAAGAAGUCAGAGAGAAAGGAGCUGACAAUCUUAUUUUGGAUAUUGCCUACAAAGAAGUGCUUGGGUAUCGUUCGGGUUAUGCACGUGGGUUAGGUAAAGGUCACCCUGUGUUAUCCAAGGAUGGGAAGAAAGGAAGAGCAGAGCUAGAAGCUAAUGUGGAGCAUCUGCAGAAUGAUGAUCAGAGCAGAAUUUGAGUCUCAUAAACUGGAGGCUAAGAAGAAACAGCAAGAAUUAGAACAAAAGCUUCAGUUAAUCAUGGACAAGAUUGGCUUGACAUAAAUAAGGUAAGUUUUAAUAUUAAAGUGAAAUUAUUUUGAAUAUAAACUCAUGGGAAAGGGGGGGGGGGUAAAUGCAAUCAUUUUAUGGGGAGAUGCUGCCGAAAUUAGGAUGUGGGUGUUGUGUUGGGGCGGCUGAUUGCAGGAAGUCAGGGAGGGUAGGUAGUUUUGCAGUUACAGUUAGAUGUGUGGUGUUUGUUGGUUCUUUGUGGCAGUGUGUUGCAGUUACAGUGACUUGGUAUUUUGAAACAAAAGGAAAAGUUACGUACAUCGGUAUCAUAUAUUUAUAAUCCGUACAUACUAAUUGUGUUGCAGUGUGUUGCAGUUGCAGUUACAGUGACUUGGGUUUUUUGUUUGUCCAUCUCACUUGAAUUAGAACCAAAUUCAGCAUUGGAUUUUGAAUUAGAAUUUUCACCAAUUGUGUUGUCACUCUAAUUGUGGGUGUGUGGUGUUCUUGAACAAAGAGCUAAAAUUAGUGAAGGGUAUUUCUGGGUUUUGACAAUAUUGGGAUAUGCAAUAAGAAAGUUGAGAUUUUUGGUUGAAAAUGGAGGAUUAUAGUUUAUUGAAUUGCUGGUUUUGGGGAAGUUGGUGGAUUUCAUGCUGGUCAAUAGCCAAUCUUAUGGUACCUCGAGCUUUGGCAUUUCAGGCAAUGUAGGCUUAGGGAUUUCUGGUAUGGUAGGCAUAAAGUUAUAUGUGUGGUGAUGUACAUAUAUUAUCAAGUUAGCUAAUUUUGUUUCUGUAAAGAAGCCUGAUAGUCCAGCACACUCUAUUCUCUAAUGCCAACUCUUGGUUGUUGUCUUUUAUGACAGAUAGGUAUUUCCCUAGUUAAAUUAGUCUUAGUUAUUAGCUAAUUUGAGAAGUUCUAAUUUCUCUAUAUUUUGCUUACAGGAAAUAUGAUUUUUUUGGCCUUGACGAGUUUGCUGAUCGGUACAUCUUCUUUCGGAGUCCAUCUUUUGUUGCAUGAGAAGUUGGUUUUCCUGCUAACUUCACAUACUCAGUUAUGCUUAGGAGCUUUAUGAAGUUGUAAGAACUAUUUUGUAAUUAGGAUGUAAAGUCAUUGCUUGCUGCAGUCAGGAAAUUCAUCUUUUUGGAGGCUGUAAAAGAAACUUUCGAAAGCAAUGUGCAAUAUUUGAAAUAGUUUAUGGAAUGAAUUAUUUCUAUGUCA